Salvia miltiorrhiza (redroot sage) is the source of this 953-nucleotide messenger RNA. Its product is annotated as endo-1,3;1,4-beta-D-glucanase-like. Gene Ontology annotation, molecular function: hydrolase activity. The coding region runs from base 64 to 780 and encodes 238 amino acids. The record is from RefSeq and is a predicted model, not a curated record. Lineage: Eukaryota; Viridiplantae; Streptophyta; Magnoliopsida; Lamiales; Lamiaceae. The transcript has 7 exons.
UUCUUCAUAAAUCCCCAAUUAUUAAUCUUAAAACAUACUAAAAUUAGAAAAAAGGAGAGCAAAAUGUUGGGGCCUCACUGCACAGAAAAUCCCCCAAGUCUGAGCUCAACAAGUGGAGCAGGAAAUAUUGAAGAAAUUGGAGGCCUUCAAACUUAUGUAACAGGAGAUCAACAUUCCAAGCUUGCUAUUCUUCUAGCUGCUGAUGCAUUUGGGUAUGAAGCUCCAAAGUUGAGGAGCCUAGCUGACAAAAUUGCAGCUCUAGGUUUCUUAGUUGUGGUUCCCGACUUCUUCAAUGGCGAUCCAUUCAGCUUUGAGAAGCCCCGGGAAGCUUGGUUGGCUGCUCAUACCCCGGACAAAGGGUGUGAGGAUGCCAAGAAUGUGGUUGCUUCUCUGAGAAGCAGAGGUGUGGCGAAAGUAGGCGCUGCCGGUUUCUGUUGGGGAGGAAUGGUUGUGGUGAGGCUAGCAAAAUUUGAUUGCAUAGAUGCUGCAGUUUUGCUGCAUCCUGGCCCUAUUACACAAGAACAAAUAAAUGAGGUGAAAUGUCCAAUUGCAAUGCUGGGAGCAGAGAUUGACAAUUAUGCACCACCUGAGAUGUUGAAGCAGCUAGGAGAAAUUCUAGAAGCAAAAGCUGAGGUUGAUAGCUUUGUGAAGAUAUUUCCUGGUGUUGGGCAUGGAUGGAGCGUGCGAUACGACGACAACGAUGAAUUCGCUGUGAAAAGUGCUCAAGAAUCUCAUGUGGAUUUGAUCAACUGGCUUACCAAAUACAUCAAGUUUGAAUGAUCGAUUUAUGUGGAAUUUGGAGGGUGUUUUCGCGGUUGUUUACGAGAAGUUUUUGUUAAAAUAAGCUCUUAAGUAGUUUAUAAACGGUGAAAAUAAGUUUGUAAUAUAAUCCGAUGUCAUGCACAUGAUUGUAACAAAAAUUACAAAUAUAUUUUGAAUUGACUUAUAAUCUU